Plectropomus leopardus (leopard coralgrouper) is the source of this 621-nucleotide messenger RNA. Lineage: Eukaryota; Metazoa; Chordata; Actinopteri; Perciformes; Serranidae. The record is from RefSeq and is a predicted model, not a curated record.
CCAAACAUCACUGCCAUCUUGCUGUCUUCACCCAACCUGACGUAUUCUGAAUCCUGCUACCUUCACCUCCACCCAAAGCCAGAUGCCCUGAAGAUACUACGAGGACCGAGGGAUCCACACCUGCCUUGGCCCGGUUUCUUAUUGGGCCAGACUUUUGCCUCGAUGUGCUACUGGUGCGCAGAUCAAGUGAUUGUACAGCGGGUUCUGGCAGCGAAGAACAUCGCCCACUCUAAGGGCUCUACCCUUAUGGCUGGCUGUCUGAAAAUCCUCCCAACGUUCAUCAUUGUCAUCCCAGGGAUGAUUUCCAGGAUCUUCUUUGCUGAUGAGUUAGUGUGUAUCAGUCCUGAGCACUGCAUGGAAGUGUGCGGUUCUGCAGCCGGAUGUAGCAACGUGGCUUACCCACGGCUCGUCAUGUCAGUGAUGCCUGUUGGUCUCCGCGGCCUGAUGAUGGCUGUCAUGAUCGCAGCUCUAAUGAGCGACUUGGACUCCAUCUUCAAUUCAGCGAGCACCAUAUUCACGCUGGAUAUUUACAAGAUGCUACGGAAGAAGGCUUCAUCCAGGGAGCUGGUGAUAGUCGGCAGGUUGUUUGUGGUUGUCAUGGUGAUCAUCAGCAUUGCCUGG